AUGACAGAGAUACACAACAAGGAUAGCACCAUGCGGUCAGUCGUCUUUGACGGCCAGCCGUUCGAGGUUCAUGUCCGUGACGUACCAAAGGCAAAGGUCGUCAGGCAAACGGACGCCGUGGUUCGGGUCACUUCAGCGGCUCUCUGCGGCAGCGACCUGCACAACUACCACGGCGUCUUUGGCAGCAAGCAGGUGCCUUAUCCUAUUGGACAUGAAGCGAUGGGGAUCGUCGAGCAAGUGGGAGCAGAUGUUGAUUCCGUGAAGGUUGGGGAUAGGGUCAUUAUCCCUGAUUUGCCUAGUGGCGUCGGGCUGGAUUUAGAACCUGCUAUUAACCCCCCAAUUGCGUUUUAUGGACAAGGCCAUCAAUUUGGCGAUUUGGGAGGUUGCCAAGCCGAGUUCGUGCGUGUUCCACUCGCGGACAAAUCCUUGUUUGUUCUUGGGAAGGAAUAUGAUAUGAUUGCAGAUACAGAUCUGGUUCUUCUUUCAGACGUCUUCCCUACUGCCUGGGCGGGCGUUACUUGGUCGGGCUUCGAGGCCGGAGACAAGAUCGCGAUAUUCGGGGCCGGCGCAGUCGGACUCCUUGCGGCGUAUUCGGCAAUUCUUCGUGGUGCCUCACGAGUGUACUGCAUCGACUCCGUCGAAGAACGACUGGAACUCGCCGCUUCCAUUGGCGCUAUUCCGAUCAACUUCACGAAGGGCGAACCGUCGGCGCAAAUCCUAGCCCGGGAACCAGGCGGCGUUCAGCGCACCGUGGACUGUGUUGGGGAGGAGUGCGUCAACGAGACAUUGAAGCCUGAUCAGUCGUUUGUGAUCACACAGGCGAUCAAGUGCACCAGCGUGGGUGGUGGCUUAGGGGUUAUUGGCGUAUACUUUGCUCAGGCGUAUUCCGAAGGAGUUCAGCGAGGAAAUACUAUUUCACCGUCUAUUACUUUUCCCAUGACGCUCUUCUGGGAAAAGAACAUAACGGUUCGUGGUGGUGCGGUGGACAGCAAAUUAUAUGUGCAGCCACUGCUGGAAUUGGUAAAAUGUGGCAGAGCUAAACCGGGGUUCGUUUUCUCUAGCGUUAUCGAUAUAGAAGAGGCACCGAACGGAUAUCGACGGUUUUCGGAUCGCCUGGAGACGAAAGUCAUGAUCAAGUUCUAG
This is a messenger RNA of Aspergillus pseudonomiae, 1143 nucleotides long. RefSeq names its product glutathione-independent formaldehyde dehydrogenase. The record is from RefSeq and is a predicted model, not a curated record. Bases 1 to 1143 code for a protein of 380 amino acids. NCBI's taxonomy places the organism in Eukaryota, Fungi, Ascomycota, Eurotiomycetes, Eurotiales, Aspergillaceae. Gene Ontology annotation, molecular function: zinc ion binding; oxidoreductase activity. The transcript is spliced from 2 exons.